Molecule: messenger RNA, 4293 nt
Organism: Synchiropus splendidus (mandarinfish)
Lineage: Eukaryota; Metazoa; Chordata; Actinopteri; Syngnathiformes; Callionymidae
Gene: utp25
Product: UTP25 small subunit processor component
Exons: 12
Coding region: 1944-4142 (732 amino acids)
Biological process (GO): maturation of SSU-rRNA from tricistronic rRNA transcript (SSU-rRNA, 5.8S rRNA, LSU-rRNA)
Cellular component (GO): nucleolus; small-subunit processome
Molecular function (GO): U3 snoRNA binding; rRNA binding
Source: RefSeq, a predicted model, not a curated record
GCGCUCCUCCUCGCACACGGUGGUGCUGCUGCUCUCGCUGGCGGACGCGGCCGAAGCUGGAGGAGACAUGAUGGUUCCGCCGCGACUCAGGCUCGGUUCUGGCGCAGGAACUUGAGCGGACGCGCUGCUGGAUGACGGAGGUGACGGAGACGGUGUUGCGAGCCGGACCCGGGGCUGGAGGAGGAGGCAGGUGCGGCUCUGUCUUAAAGGGCAAGUCCCCGUCAUGACUGCUCGAGCUGAGCGACAAGAAGCGCCGGACCGUCUCCGGAGCGCGUACGUCAUCAGGUCACCUAACGCGACCUCUGACCCCAGAUGACAAGACGAGCGUGAGUCCUACACGCUGUCAUCUGACCUUGUGGGCAGAAACGGCGAGCUACACUUCGUCUUCAUGUCCAUGUCAAGGAUUCACAGGCCACUUCAGGUCCCCGGUCAGAGACACGCCAUCGUCAAGUCAGGCCACUUUAUUGAGCAGUUCAGUGAAGCGGCGCCAGCAGGCGCUGGACGGCGGGAGCUACUCCUUCUCCCACGCUCUUCUCUUCUGAUGCCGCACUGAACCCUGGAAGAGGAGGAGACAAGAGAGAAGAGGGUUGUCACGGCGACCGCUGACUUCCACAGGCCAGUCCUCACCUGGCCGCCUUCAAUCCCAACGUGCAGCUCUCACACAGUGAUGGGACCAUUUCAUAGGUUCCUGAACCGCCACACAAUGAGAGAAAAACAAGCUGCGGACUCCUGUGCGCCUUUGUGAUCAGAUGAGUGUCAUGUCAUGACCUGAGUAUGGACCUUGUUCGCACGUGACUCCUUCUCUAGCUUGGUGUUGUGUUGCCGUGUCUGCAAGCACAAUGUAAAUGAAAUGUUGUAACGUGCGUCUAUGGUGGAGACAAAGAAUGUGUUUCCUUGAAAUGGUCACGAGUGCGGGAGAACUCAGCAGAAGAUCAGAAAGCUCUCUGCUGAUCAUGAAAGGUCUCCGACAGUCGUCUGAUCCCAGUCUCACACGGAAAACCCAGCGUGGUGAGGCCACCAGUCUCCUUACCGAGUAAAGGUUGGCCAGGUUGUUGAAGAGCACUUGGCCCGCGCUCACUUUGUUCCUCACCCCUCGAAUGGUCCCGUUCUUGCUGCAGAUAUCCACCCUCUUGCUGCUGAAGGUGGGCUCUCUCUUGGCACUGGCGUACAGGAGCAGCUGGUCCGGUUCUCCUCCGGUCUCGUCCACCAGCCCGCUCAGGUGGCUGUUGGCUGCGCUCUGGGCCUCUGCCGGGCCCCUGCUGCCGUCCGGCUCCGCCGACCCGAGCUCGUCCUUGAAGACCUCGGUCAAGACGCGGCCGCUGUGGGCAGACGCCACUCGGAACCUCAUGCUCUUCCCGCUCCUCUCGGCCUCCUGCUUUGGCCUCUCCAUGGACUCACAUGGUGCAGAGGUCUUUCAGGCCCAGCCAGCUGCAGUCAUCCAGCGACGCCACCUCAUGAAGGUGUCAGAGUGACCCCGCGCCGCCCCAGGACCAGAACCAGACACCAGACUGGUGAAUAAUGGAUGAGGCUCCUCCAUGGAAACCUCUCCUGCUGCAGGCGGGCGGGCGAACCCGAUCCACGCUCCAGCAGCUGCCAGGCUGGGAGCUCUCCAGCCUCACGGACCAGAGGUGUCGGACACGGGAGGCUCGUCCUGCGAGCGCACGGUCACUGACCAUUGACCAUUCUAUUGUAACACUCUCUUCUGUACGCCUGUGCAGAAACAGUGGACGUCGGUUUCCUUUUACUGUUGUUUUUUUUUUUUUUUUUACUGAAAAUUCUAAUCCAAACUCCAAUUAUCGUCACAAUAUACCCGUUUAUACUGUAUAUAUAUCUAUAUCUGAGGCAGACGGUCUGCUGCACUUCCCCUCCUGUCCUGCAGACAGCGCUGCAGGCGAUGAGCCACCACCGAAGAAGCCGCACGUGUGUCGCGCGGAGGCGUCAACAUGGGCAGGAGACGCCAAGCCAAGCAGCUCUUCACCGGUUUGAGCAAGAAACAAAGGAGGCAUUUGAAGGACUUUGGAGAGGAGCAUCCGUUUCACGACGUGGUCAGCGAGCGGGCGGAGAGGACCCAGAUCCUUCAGCUGGCAGAAAGCCCGGAGCCGUCGGACGCAGAGCCGGAGCAUGUGGAGGAGCAAGCUGAGCCAGUGGAGGCAACGGCCUAUCAGCAGCUUCUGGCCACUCUGGGCGCCGCGCCUCAGAGUGAUGGAGAGGAGCAGAGCUCUGACCAGGACCAAGGGGACGGUGAGGAGACGCUUGUCGCCGAUGCUGAGGAGCAGAAAGGUCUUCCCGCAGAAGGAGAGGAGCAGCAGCAGCAGCAGCAGGAGGAGGAGGAGGACGACGACGCAGAGGGAGGAGCGGAGGUGGUCGACGAAGACAUGGAGUCCAAGUUCUGCCUGGAGAGCAACUUCACCACAGAUGCAGGAGAGGAAGACGGCCGGGAUAUGUUUCUCCAGCACUUGGGCACAGAGCUGGGUGAAGGCGACGUGGAGACCAUCACCUCGGGCAGCAGAUCCAAGAGUCAGAUCAUGUGGCCCACACUUGGUCAACUGCUCUGCACCAACCCCCUGGACAGGUUCGGUCCCAUGGCCCCACUCAAAGACACCAACCCUCCGGUCCUUCACAAGCUUCUGACAGCCACUUUGGAGACCUUGAACUUCAGCGAGCGGCAGCAGCAGAAGGAGGCCACUCCUCUGCAGACGGAGCUGCUGGCUGUCAUGGGCACCUACAGAGACUUCUACCACCCCGAGUCCUGCCCGCUGGGACAGGGUCCUCAGGUCCGCAGGGCCUACUGCCUCCACGUGCUCAACCACGUGCUGAAGGCCAACUCCAGGAUCCUGGCUCACAACGCUCGGCUGAGGGAGCAGAAGGAGCAGCCCGGAGCUGCCCCUCUGGAGGAGCCCAGAGACCAGGGCCUGACGCGGCCCAAGGCUCUGAUUCUGGUGCCGUUUCGCGGCGCCGCGCUUCAGAUCGUCCACACCUUCAUCACUCUGCUGGAGUCCAGCGGCAAGAAGAUGGUGGUCAGCUACAAGAAGAGGUUCAAGGAGGAGUUUGGAGACGACCCGGACGACAAGCCGCCCAACCUCCGCCGACCCGCCGACUAUCGAGCCACUUUCUCCGGCAACGUGGACGACCACUUCAGGAUAGGCCUGUCCAUCAUCCGCAGCAGCGUGCGCCUCUACGCUCCCUUCUACUCCUCCGACAUCAUCAUCGCCUCGCCGCUCGGCCUGCGCACCCUGCUGGGAGCCGAGGGGGAGAAGAAGAGGGACUUUGACUUCCUGGCCUCGGUGGAGGUGCUGGUGGUGGACCAGGCCCAGGUCUUCCUCAUGCAGAACUGGGAGCACGUCUUGCACGUGAUGAAGCACCUGAACCUGCAGCCGCUGGACUCGCACGGCGUGGACUUCUCCCGGGUCCGCAUGUGGAACCUCAACAACUGGGGCCGACACUACCGGCAGACGCUGGUCUUCAGCUCCGUGCAGGACCCGCAGAUCAGCAGCAUCCUCACCAGGCACUGCGCCAACUACCGAGGACAGAUCUGCACCAAGAACGUCCCCAAAAGCGGCUCCAUCUGCCAGGUGAUGGUUCAGCUGCCCCAUGUUUUCCAGAUGUUCCCCUCCGACAGCUUCGUGGACCACGACGCUCGGUUCCAGUUCUUCGUGAACAAAGUCCUGCCUCAGUACCAGGACUCGGUCAUGUCGCACACGCUGGUCUACGUCCCGUCCUACUUUGACUACGUGCGACUGCGAAACCACCUGAAGAAGCAGGGCAGCAGCUUCGCCUGCUUGUGCGAGUACUCCAGCAAGUCGGAGGUUUCCCGCGCCAGACACUUCUUCCAGACUGGAGACAAAGGUUUGCUGCUCUUCACCGAGCGCUUCCACUUCUACAAGAGAUACACCAUCAAAGGCGUCCAGAACCUGAUCUUCUACGGGCUGCCCUCCUUCCCGCACUUCUACAGCGAGGUGUGCAACAUGCUGUCCGCCGGGGGGCGGCAGGCGGCCGCCAGCUGGACCUGCACCGCCCUCUACUCGCGCUACGACGCCCACAAGCUGGCCGCCGUCGCCGGGGGGCAGCGCGCCUCGCAGAUGCUCGGCUCCGACAAGAGCGUGCACCUCUUCGUCACGGGGGAGGAGGAGAGGACGCCCUGACCAGGACCGGCCCGGCCGUCGGCCACUGUGGCGCCCGGUGUCUCCUCAGGCGACCGACCGCAGUCAGCUGCAGAAGGAGCCGAGGGGAGGCCUCGCUGUGUGCGCUUGUGAGAGGCGUGUCAGGGUCUGUGUGCACGGGUGGACCCGCGAG